CCGGUUGCUGUGCCAAGCUCCUCCGGUCUCCUCCAUUCACUGGAAAUACCUGUGCCUUUGAUAAUCAAUAGAUCGAUUGAUAUUAGACAAAGAGCCUAACGGUUUGCCGUUUUGUUUUGUGUCAUUGUUUUUAAAGAGGUAGACGGUUGAAUCAGCAGCCGCUAACUGCUGCCAGCCAUGGAGACGUCUGGCAACUCGCACAAGAAACAGAAGCUAGGCAACGCUACUGAAAACUGGGGAAUGCAACGUGCAACUAAUGUCACCUAUCAAGCUCAUCACGUCAGCCGAAACAAGCGUGGGCAGGUUGUGGGUACAAGAGGCGGGUUCAGGGGAUGCACCGUUUGGCUGAGUGGUCUGUCUGGUGCAGGGAAGACCACAGUGAGCAUGGCUCUGGAGGAGUACCUGGUGUGUCACGGUAUCCCUUGCUACACCCUGGAUGGGGAUAACAUCCGUCAGGGGCUUAACAAAAACCUAGGCUUCAGCCCAGAGGACCGUGAAGAGAACAUUAGACGCAUUGCUGAGGUGGCCCGGCUUUUUGCUGAUGCUGGUCUGGUCUGCAUUGCCAGCUUCAUCUCUCCCUACAGCAGGGAUCGCCUCAAUGCCAGGAAGAUCCAUGAGGCUGCAGGGCUGCCUUUUUUUGAGGUGUUUGUGGAUGCUCCACUGGAUGUCUGUGAGCAGAGGGACGUGAAGGGGCUGUACAAGAGAGCCAGAGCAGGGGAGAUAAGAGGUUUCACUGGGAUUGACUCAGAGUACGAGAAGCCAGAGGCCCCAGAGCUGGUGCUGAAGACUGACUCCUGCAGCGUGAACGAAUGCAUACAACAGCUUGUUGACCUGCUUCAGGAGAGGGAUAUAGUCCCUGUUGAUGCAUCUUAUGAAGUGAAAGAGCUGUACGUUCAGGAGAAUAAACUGGACCUGGCCAAGGCUGAUGCAGAGACUCUACCUGCUGUACAGAUUGGGAAGGUGGACAUGCAGUGGGUGCAGGUGCUGGCUGAAGGCUGGGCCACUCCUCUGAAUGGCUUCAUGAGAGAGAGAGAGUAUUUGCAAUGUCUCCAUUUUGACUGUCUCUUGGAUGGCGGCGUCAUCAACCUGUCGGUGCCUGUGGUGCUGCCAGUGUCCACUGCAGACAAAGACCGUUUAGAUGGCGUGACAGCUAUGGCCUUGGUCUACGAGGGCAGACGAGUGGCCAUCCUUCGUAACCCCGAGUUUUAUGAACACCGCAAAGAAGAGCGAUGUGCACGCCAGUGGGGCACCACAUGCAAGGACCACCCUUACAUCAAGAUGGUGAUGGAAAGUGGGGACUGGCUUGUCGGCGGAGACCUGCAGGUUCUGGAUAAGAUCUACUGGAACGACGAACUGGAUCAGUACCGACUGACACCCACUGAGCUCAAACAGAAGUUUAAAGAAAUGAAUGCAGAUGCUGUAUUUGCCUUCCAGCUCCGCAACCCAGUCCACAACGGCCAUGCUCUUCUGAUGCAGGACACCCACAAGCGUCUCAUUGAGCGAGGUUACCGUCGGCCCGUUCUGCUGCUCCACCCACUGGGAGGUUGGACCAAGGACGACGAUGUGCCGUUGCCUUGGCGGAUGAAGCAGCACGCCGCUGUGCUGGAGGAGGGCAUCCUGAAUCCAGACUCUACUAUCGUGGCUAUCUUCCCCUCACCCAUGAUGUACGCUGGGCCAACUGAGGUUCAGUGGCAUUGCAGAGCACGAAUGGUGGCCGGAGCCAACUUCUACAUUGUGGGCCGUGACCCUGCAGGCAUGCCACACCCUGACACAGGAAAGGACCUGUACGAGCCCACUCACGGCGCCAAGGUCCUCACCAUGGCUCCUGGCCUUAUCACCCUGGAGAUUGUACCAUUUAAGGUUGCCGCUUACAACAAGGUCAAAAGGGCAAUGGACUUUUAUGACCCCAAAAACCAUCAAGAUUACGAUUUCAUCUCAGGCACACGUAUGCGUAAAAUGGCUCGCGAGGGAGAGAAUCCUCCUGACGGCUUCAUGGCGCCAAAGGCUUGGGCCGUGCUGAAGGAGUACUAUAAGUCACUGGAGAAGGCUUAAAGGUUGCAUCUCAGAUCCAACAAUCAUGGUAACACAGAGAUGUCUAAGAGGAUUAAUGUGGGGACCACUCAUUUACUGUUAAAAACCACGCUCAGGCUUCUGUCUGUGUCACUUUCACGCACAAUUAUUAGUCAUGAAACUGGUGUCAGUUGAUUUCAUACUUAUCGCGUUAGUGUUAUAACUGUUUGUACUUUACUCAACUCACUCUGAUUGUGAAGAGAUAGGUACACUGUUGAACUGGUAUUUCAAGAGAAUGAACAAAAACACUCCUAAGUAGAUGUUUGUAUUUCUCACUAACUUUAUGACUGUAUAUUCAGAUGGUUACAAAAGUAUUGUGUAAAAAAUUAAAAGAUCAUGACUCGUGAUGACCUGUACAGAAAGUGCUGUUGACCAGUGCUUGAAAUAACGGGGAUGAAUGUUGAGUAGUCGUGACGUCUAAAUUUAAACAGUUACUGCACCUACAAGAGUUACUCACGACUGAAACCCAAACAAGUUACUUUUUACUGUAUGUGGCAGUGGCAAUUGCUCAAAAUUUGGUGUACACAAGUAUUUGAUGUGAAAGUUGAGUGCCUUGGUCUUCAGAAAAUGAAUUCACGUGAUGUCUUGUUUAAAUGAGGACACGCGCGCAAACACACACACACACCCACACACACACACACACACACACACACACACUUGCUUCUUGUCUCUCUUGUCUUUGUUACACUGAAACAGUCCAGUACUAUGGUUUGCAAAACAGAUCAGCAUUAGAGAUGUUUUUAUUGGAAUAUGCAACCCUAACCUUCCUGAACGUCUAGGAAACAUUUUUAACAUUUUUGUCUUAUUAAGUCUAUUUAUUCUGUCCUAACUUAACAUUUUCUCUUUUUAACUGUGUUGUGUAUGUAGUUUUCAGUGCUUUAAACUCUCAACAGGCUUGAUAUUUUGUUACGUUUUCAUCAUUUGUAUUUUUUUUUUCCUCUCUUGGGUUGCUAAUAUUUUCCAUGUGGUAAUUCAUUUUUAAGAGCUGGCCUGUAUAAUCAGAUGGGUGACGGUUACCAUCAAGGGAUCAGAUUUGUAAUCUUCCUUGUCCAAUAAAGCAUUUUUACCAAAAAAAAAAA
This is a messenger RNA of Plectropomus leopardus (leopard coralgrouper), 3149 nucleotides long. RefSeq names its product 3'-phosphoadenosine 5'-phosphosulfate synthase 1 (gene papss1). Gene Ontology annotation, biological process: sulfate assimilation; 3'-phosphoadenosine 5'-phosphosulfate biosynthetic process. Gene Ontology annotation, molecular function: sulfate adenylyltransferase (ATP) activity; adenylylsulfate kinase activity; ATP binding. Lineage: Eukaryota; Metazoa; Chordata; Actinopteri; Perciformes; Serranidae. The record is from RefSeq and is a predicted model, not a curated record.